UUCUCAUUAUGAUUAAAUUUCGAUAUAAGAAAAAGGAAUCGAAAAAAUCAAUUUUUCCAGUUUUAUCAAUUGAAAAACAUGAAGAAGAUAAAAAUAUUGAUGAAAAACAAAGAACUUUAUUAAGAUCAAAUAAUAAAGAAACUAGCAUAAAUCAACAAAAUUCUAAAUCUAAUCCAAGAAAAGAUCCUAUUUUAAUUAAAAAUGAUUUAGUUGAUCCAAUACUAAUUAAGAAUGGAGAGAAUAAUUGCAUAAAUGUUGUUAUAGAACUAUUUCAACAACUUCAAAAUAGUGCUGAACCAUCUUUAUGCCCGGAACAAUUAAAACGUGCUUUACGAAAUGGUCCGAUGACCGGACGUCGUUCUUCACAAGGAUGUUUAGGUGAAGCUGCAGAAUAUUUUGAAUUACUUCUUCAUCGUAUUCAUCUUCAUUUAUCAUCGGAAGAUGUUGAUUCUUGCGAAACAUUAUCUUGUGUGCCACAUCGUCGAUUUGCUAUGCGAGUAAUCGAACAAAGCGUUUGCAAAUGCGGAGCUAAUUCGGAACAAUUGCCUUUUACACAAAUGGUACAUUAUGUUUCUGCUUCAGCCAUAAUAUCACAAAAUAAUAUCGCAGCACACAAUGAACAGCAUCAAACUUUUGGACAGCUUAUACGUUCGGCUGGUAAUAUGGGAGACAUUAGAGAUUGUCCGAAUUUGUGUGGAGCAAAAAUAACAAUAUGUAGAACUCUUUUAAAUAACCCAGAUGUCGUUUCUUUAGGAAUAGUAUGGGAUUCUGAAUUUCCUCCCAUGGAACAUGUUAAUAAUAUUUUAAAUACUGUUGGAACUUCAAUACAGUUAUCUGAUCUUUUCCAUCGCGUUCUGGCACAAAAUUGGGUUGAAAAUAUCAAAUAUGAAUUAGUUGGGAUGGUAACUUAUUACUCGAAACAUUAUUCGACUUUCUUUUUUCACACUAAAUUGAAGAUCUGGGUUUAUUUUGAUGAUGAAAAUGUAAAAGAGAUCGGACCUAAAUGGGAACAUGUCAUAUUAAAAUGCACUAAAGGUCGAUAUCAACCCUUAUUAUUAAUUUACACAACAUCACAUUCUAAUUUUCAUAUAAAUGCUAAACAACCGCAACAUAUGCAAAUUCAAGAUGUUCUGCAGCAGCAAUCGAGACGUGCAGUUACACCAAGUCCAGAAAAACCACAUAGUGGAUCAACGAGACGUGCCAUAACACCGACUCCUUUAAGAUCAGCUUCUGAAUAUCAAAACCUCAACAUAAUUCAACAAAAAAUAUUUGCUAAGCAAGAUAUUAUUCAACCUACAGAAGAAACAGAUUCCUAUAUUAGCCGCCGAACUGUGGAAAAUGUAUUAAAUGCUCAAUAUCAAAAUUCUUUGUUUGAUAAAAUUAAUUCUGCUCAUGUCUACGGUUCAAUCAAUUCUUCAAAAUUUUCAUCAGAUAAAUUUUCAGCAGAUUUGAUUACAACCGAACAGAAAAAUCACCAAAAUUUACAUAACAAUAAAAAUAAUGAAUGGAUCAAUAAUGGAAAUACUCAAAACCGCAAUGGAAAAAAUAUAUUAAAAGAUGGAUUUACUGUUCCGGAGCAUUUGAAUCAACCGAGACGAAGAGAUUCCGGGAACUGGAGUGGUGAUAGAAAUAGUGCUAGCUCUGCUUCAUCAACAACUUUGGACAAUCCUUAUCUAUACAUAAUGGGAAAACGAAACCCAAUGUCGACGAUGAGUUCUAAUUCUCCCCAAAGUCCCGUUCGUAAUGGGACAACAAUGGCUUAUGAUGCAGGAUAUGAUUCAUUUUCGGUAUCUUCUACAGAUUCAUAUCCAUCUAAACAAGCAUACAAUCAGCAAAUGUUAGCUAAAAUUCCAGAAUUUGUUGUACUAACUGGAGAUUGUGAGAGACUAUGUAAUGAGGCGGAUCAAUUGCUUGAAAAAUCAAGAUUAAUGGAAGAGGCGCGUGAUCUGGAAACGGCAUUAGUCCUUUGUAACGCGGCUGCUGGUCGUGCUCGUGCUGCAAUGGAUGCUCCAUACAGUAAUCCACAUACUAUGACUUUUGCUAGAAUGAAACACAACACAUGUAUAAUGCGAGCUAGAAGCUUACACCGACGUAUAUUAUUUGAAAAGGGAACUGAAAUUGAUUUCCACCAAGAAGGAAAACAUUCUCGGGAAAACAGCAAUAGUAGUGUCAAACACGUCCGCCAAUCAAGUAAAGAUAAAACUGAAGUAAAUAAAAGUGCCGUAAAAAGCAUAGAAAUUUAUGCGACAUUACCUAAAAAGAAAGCCUCUUUCAAACCUCCCUUCGAAAGUGAUCAAAUUAAAGAAUUUAACGAAAUACAACCACAAUCAAAACCCGAACGAGAAAGUCGAAGUAUUUUUGGUAGAAGUAAAGACAAAGAAAAGCGAAGCAGAAGUGAAGAUCGUAAUAAAUCUUCAAAAGAAUUUUCCCUUGUAGAGCAAGGGCUCAUAAAUGCUAAAGACACCUUAAAGAAGCAUAAAGAAGAAAAAGAAGAAAAAAAAGAAAAAGAUAAAUCAAAUAAAAAGCAACAUAAAAUAAGACGAAAACUUCUAAUGGGUGGCUUAAUUCGAAGAAAAAAUAGAUCAAUGCCCGAUUUAACGGAAAACACGAAUGUUGAAAAUGAUUCAGCCUUACAAAAGGAAAACUCAGUAUUAACCCUUCAAUCUGUUGACGAUAGCUCAGUGGGCAUUUUUGCUAAAUCAAAAAAUAUGAGUGGCUAUCUUUCUGAAGGGCAUUUUGAUCAUAAGGAUACUAACACUAAUCCAAAUUUAGAAAGAUCAAGACUUAUGCGAAAAAGUUUUCAUGGAAGUAGCAGGCAUUUAACAGUGGUGCCAAAGGUACCUCCUCCUCCACCUACAAGAACUAAUUCUUCUUUAACUCAACAACAAGAAGAACCAUGUUUGUACCACCCUUUUCAUGAAGCCAAUAUGUCAAAUAUUUCUACAAUGAGCUCUAAUACUAGUAUAAGUGAAGAUUCUUGUCAGACGACAAUAACAACCUGUGCACAAGUUCAUCAAGAGCAGAGCCCAUCUAAAUAUGAGGAUUCAUACUGUGUUGGAUUAGGUAGUUCCUAUAACAAAGAAAAUAAUUCAGAGCGAUUAGAGAAAAAUAUUUUCGAUGAACCAGAUGGUAACAAUGAUCCUAAUUUUGAGCUACCACCUUAUCCUAGCCCACCCACUUCAAUUUGCCAUUCCCGUCAAGCUAGCGAAGAUUUCCCUCCACCACCGCCAGAUCUGAACCUUGAGUCAUUGAAUGAGCAAAUAACAAAAAUUCAACAACUUGAAAUCAGUAAGCAAAAGUGCUAUAAUGAUGCUGAAAAAAUUGUUGGAGGUACCACAAGUAUUUUAGCGCAACUACAGCAACGGCAAAUUAUAAGACAACAACAGCAAAAUGAUAUCCCAGAUCAAAUUAAUCGAAGCGAUAAAUACGUUACGUCUAAUGUCCAAUGGCUAAGAGAUAUGCAAGAGAAAGAGCCCGACAUGAAAAAUAAGACAUCAUUAGAUAUUGCGUAUGAUGUUUCUGGGAAGAAUUCUAUAAAGAAAGUAGACAAAAUUAAUUUGAAACCAUCCGGCCAAAUACCGAAUUUUGAAAAGAAAACUAAUGUUAAGCGCCAUCAGCAAGAAAUUGAACAAAAUCGAACAAACGAUGUUGACGAAGUAGAUGGUUGCGGUUUGAACUUUAAAAGUACGGAAUCCAUGGUUAACGGAUUUCAACACAAUGUCCAAAAUUCAAUGUUAAAACCUAAGUAUGUAGUUGCAGCAGGCCAAAUAGCAGAAGAACUGCGAGAAGUUGAAUUAUUAAAUCAAGUUCUCCAACAAACCUUAAAUGGUUCAAGUGGAAAACUGAAUCUAUUGGCUAACAAUAUACCUGACACAGUUCAUUGUCCCAAUCAACAAGAAAUAAGCUCACAAAAAACAAAAAAGAAAAAUGUUUCAUUCUGUGAUCAAGUCACUUUAGUUGCCACAGCUGAUGAUAAAGAAGAAGAAGAUUUCAUUCCUAACCCAAUUCUUGAAAGAGUGUUGCGCACAGCACAGAACAGUUCGAACGACAACACGAAUCUUUCAGCAUUUUUGUCUGACGAUGUGGUGAAACAAAAUCAUCAAUUACCCCAACAACAAAAUGUAUUACAGUUUGUUAAUGAACAGCAUUUCAGGUAUUCAGGGGCAGUUCCUGCUAAUAUAUCUCGUAAUGAACACUUGCAUCCAAAUCACCAACUGAAAUCUACACAGAACUUUUUAAACCCAAUGGCUUCCAUUACAAAUCCUAUUCUACCAUCAAAUAAUCAAAAUGCAUACGCGUGCAGUAUAAAGCAAAAUUUAGCACUUCAAAAUGAUCUGCGCAAAAAUGUGCAACAAGAUAUUCAGAGACGUCUAGCUAAAAUGAAAGUUCAAAAUGAACAUUGCGGCAAUAUCGAUGUGUUAACACAUAACAUGAGGGACCAACAAACUAUUUCAAAUGAAGAUUUUAUGACAAAAGAAUUAAUAAACGUCCCAAAAGCAAAUUUGAACUUAUCUGAAGAUAUAGUAGAACAUCAGUUCAAUAAUUCGCAAAACAACUUAAUGACAAAUUCAAACGAAAUGUUUAAUGCUUCUAUUGGGCAUAAUGGAAAUGGUCAAAAUCCUCAAACUGGAAUGAGUCCAUUGAUGGGCUCAAUUCAAAGUUAUGCCUAUCCUCCAGAAGCAUUCAAACAAAAAACUAACCAGGCAAUACCUUUGCAAAAAUAUACUCCACAAAACACAAAUACACGCGUUAAUUUAAAUUGUAUUCAAAAAAAUCAAAAAUCAAGCAUGCCUUUUACGAUACCACAAAAACAUCCGUACCAGCAUAUUGAGAACAACAUAAAUGCUAUUAUAAAUCAAGGGCAAAUUAUGAAUCAAACUCAGAAUGAAAAAAUACGUUCAAUGCAAACUCAAAAACAAUUUGUAAAUAAUCAAAAUAUAGUAACAUCUCGAGCUGUAGCAGCACAACACAUGAAUUUUAACAUGAAUUCUUCGAGGCAACCAAUUGUAGAUCCUCAAAAUUCAAUUGGACCGAAUUCAAUAUAUCAAAGAAUCCCUGUACCACAUGGCACACAUGGUAUCAUAAAUAAUUCAUCUUAUUUUCCAAGACAAACUCAUAUAGUGCAAUAUACUCAAGCGAUGAAACCAAUACAAAAGAAAGUUAGCUUUGAACCUGGAACAAAAGGCGAGAUGGAAAAUGAUGUUUCAGGUUUCAAUGGAAUACAAAUGAAUUCUCAAAAUCAAAUACACAAUACUAACAAUAUCAAUAUGUCAAAUAUGGCAAAUAAUGCAGUUAAUGUUACAGCUAUCCCAACGCGGGUUUAUAAUAAUGCAAUUGUAAAGGCUUCAGCGAAAGCCAAUGAAUGCAACUUAUGUCGUAAGAGACAUAUCAUUGCUCCGGCUGUUUAUUGCACAAAUUGUGAAUUUUACUUACAAAGUCUUAACGGCAGACGAUGAUAAUCAUUUGCCUUAUCUAUUAUUUUAUUUAAUACAAUAAAAAAAUGAUUAUAUUUAGUAUAAGUAAUAAAUUAGAAUUUUGUAAUAUUUUAGCAUUUGUAAUAUUUACAACAUGUUUAAUGAUUUUUUUACUUUAAAUCUAUAAGAUGAAAAUAAAUUGUU
Condylostylus longicornis is the source of this 5618-nucleotide messenger RNA. RefSeq lists its product as uncharacterized. The transcript is spliced from 5 exons. Lineage: Eukaryota; Metazoa; Arthropoda; Insecta; Diptera; Dolichopodidae. Bases 9 to 5456 code for a protein of 1815 amino acids. The record is from RefSeq and is a predicted model, not a curated record.